UUUCAGACGUUUGGUGAGAAGGCUGGAAUUGCGGAAAUCAGUAGGGAGAAGAAGGCGGUGCACCCGCACAGUAGCUUCGAAGAUUCCAGCUACGCUUACGAAACAUACACAAAUGUAAUUUGGUAAAUGUGUGGUCUUCAUAUGUGAUCGAGUCCACAUUGUAUCCAAGGAUUUUAGCGUUCGGGUGAUUUGAUCGGGUUGUAGUGCACUCCACUGGUGUCUUUAAAGAUUGACAUAGGCCUGAUGAAUAGACAAGAGGUGACUCCCGCUGGAAACGAGGAGCAGGAAGAUAUGGACAGGUCAAAUUCCGAUAGUUCAUUGGGAGAGGGUGCAUCUGCCUGUGGAAGAAGUACACCGGAUGGUGGGGAUGAGCUGGAAUUUUAUAUUCCAGAGAGGAGACCCUCCCUGGAUCUAGGGAAUCCGACACGAAUGGACACUAGUCACUGGCAUGAGGUGGAAAGGGCCCAUUCUCCAGUGCCUAGCUACACUUCAAUGGAGAGUGAUGGCAUCCAAAAACCAGACAAGGAAGACGAAGAAGCUGAAUCCUCCACAAAGGUCCAGCUGGAAAGAACUGAGUCUUACUCUAGCUCCUACUCUCUGGACAGCGAUGACUGUGAGAGGAGAACUAAGAAGGAUCGAAAGGCUGAACCCAAAGCAGCGUCCGAACUUCCUGAUAGACCAGAACUGAUCAAAGACCCAGAUGCCAAAAGACACCCUGCACUCACAGUGGACUUUACCUUUAAGGCCAUCAGAAAGACUCUGGAGAAGAUGGAGGAACAUCAGCUGCGGCACUUUAAGGACACUCUGUGGAGACGCUACCCAGAGUCCUUCAGUAGUCCUCCCCGGACCAUGGAUAUGGUGGACCUUGUGGACAGGCUGCUGGAGUGUUACGACCUGGAGGUGGCGCUGCAGCUCACAAAGGCUCUGCUCAAGGACAGGGGGCUCACCAAGCUGGUCACCUACAUCGAAGACCUCAUCUUGAAAAAUGAAGUCCGUUAUGAACUGAAACAAGCUCUGAAGACGAAGUAUAACAGUGCAUAUGAGGGUCUGGCCAACCAGGGAGAACAGAAGGUCUUUGACAGCAUUUACACAGAGCUCUACAUAACAGACGGUGGCAAUUAUGGGCCAAAUAUUGAGCAUGAGGUGAGGACCAUCGAGAGGCUCGACACCAAACGCAAGCCAGAAAAGCGGAUCACGUGGAAGGACAUCUUGAAACAGGAAGUGAUUGAAAAGGACUACAUCAGGUCCGUGGUCAGCAACGGGGUGGCGGGGAGCGGGAAGUCGAUGGCCGUCCAGAAGUUCAUCCUGGAAUGGGCCGAGGGGAGGUCACACGAACACGUCUACUUCCUGUUCCCUCUGCCCUUCAGAGAGCUCAACAAGUUCAAGGGCGCCAAGUUGGGUCUCCUGGAGAUAGUCCACACGAUGUUCCCCGAGACCGCCAGGCUGAAGAGCCUCGAAUGCGACGAGGGCAAGGUGAUGUUCAUCUGCGACGGCCUGGAAGAGUACUACAGGCGACUCGACUGCCACCGCAUCGGGAGCUUUCACGACAACGACGACAGCAGGGACUCCCACGUGGUGGUGGCCAACCUCAUCAAGGGCAACAUGAUCAGCAACAGCGUCCUCUGGGUCACCUCUCGGCCCCGGUGCUCCACCUACCUGCCCGCCGAGAGCGUCCACCAAUUGAUGGACGUUCGCGGCUUCACGGACGAACAGAAGGAACACUACUUCCGGACUCGGUUCCCCGAUCCGGCGCUGGCGGACAGGGUGAUGGCCCAUCUGACCUCCUGCAAGACGAUGUACAUCAUGUGUCAUCUCCCCACCUUCUGCUGGGUGGUGUGCAGCCAGUUCCAGCGCACCAUCAGGGAACAGGGCCCGCAGGCAGAGCUGCCCAAGGGACUCACCCAGAUGUACACGCAGCUGCUGCUGGUUCUGCUGCGUGUCCGGGACAACAAGGUGUCGUCCGAAAGCGAAGAGGCUUUCAACGCCACCGACUUCCUCCUGAAACUGGGGAAGUUGGCCUUGGCCAUGCUGGAGAAGGGCAAGACCACCAUCUCCAAGGAGCUGUGGAAGGAGAGUGGACUCAAGAAGAGCGACACGGUCACGAGCAGCGGCCUGUGCACGGAGUUCAUGAUCGAGCAGUUCAUCAUGUACCAGGAGAGGGUCCAGACCUUCAUCCACCCCACUUUUCAGGAGUACAUGGCUGCCUUCUACGCCUUCAUCUCCUUCAAGAACCUGGGGAAGAACGUCCUCGAGCCGGCCCUGCGGAACAAGUUGACGCGCAUGUUCAAGGAGCCCAACCUGAUCGAGCUGCACCGGUGCGCCGUGGAGCGGACUUUGCAGUGCCAGGAUGGAGUCAUGGACGUGUUCCUGCGCUUCCUCCUGGGCAUGGCCCUGGAGUCCAAUCAGGAGCUGCUGCAGGGCUUCUUGACCAGUAAACACAGGAGCUCCUCUGUCGUCAAGGAGACCUGCGCCCUACUCAGGAAGAAGAUCAAAGAGAAUCACUACCCUGAUAGGAAUGCCAACCUGCAACUGUGCCUGGAGGAGUUGGGUGCGGCCGCGGUUAGCCGGUCGAACUCUGUGAGCGAGCACAGAGUCGUUUGACAGAACGCUGACUUGCGCGACCUAUCUGGGUAUUGGAAGCGAAAGCUGUGGGUAAAAUCGGUAGGCUGGAAACGUCCAACCAAGAGGUGGGUGUUACUCCACACAUUAGCCACAAGGUGGCAGCAUGAUUCCUUAUUUCAACUUAAUAAAGUGAGCUUAUUCAGCCAUUCACUGGUUUUAGGAUGUGGAUAAUUACUUCACAUGUCUUUAUUGAAAGGGACACAGAAUGUUGGUAUUAAUAAGGAGAUUUACUUUUAAGAGUUUGUGUUAUUGCUAUGAAAAUCAGUGCCUCUUGUUCAUUACUGGAACCCUCUAAAAUAAAAAUGUAUUGAGGAACUGUUUCACCCAAAGAGCAGGGUUUCUUUGACAUUACAUUUUUUGUUUGGACUGGGUUUUAACUAAAUGUUAAAUAAAAAAAUGUCAACUGGAAGGUUACAUACGAUAACCCUUUUAUGAGAUUUUAUUGUUUAAAAAUAUACAUUUCUACAUUUGAUUCCACUGCAAAUAUCAAAAUAGCAGUACCAAUAUCAGACAUACCAUUGUUAAAUGGGGAUCAUUGUAUAUACUGAAAACAGGUUCAACCAUCUUUAUAACUAUUUUCUUUGAAUCCAUAACCUAUUUUAUGAUUUAACUUCACCAAGGGUACUCACAAUUUUGUAACUAAAUCACACAUUUGUAAUAUUUUGGGGGGGGGGUGAAUGAAAGGGGCAUGCAUUUUACAGUAAAGUCAUAAUAAAUAGCUAAAAAGUGAAUGCCCUGUAUCAGAAGUAACAACUGAAUCAAAAUGACCCAUGCUAUACAUCCAAGUGUUAAUCACAAUAAUUCUGUUUGAUACAAUUCACUUUUCAGAUACACUUGACAACAUUUUUCUUCUGUUUUCUAUAAUUUCUUUGCCUUGUUAAUCUUGUCCUCUGUGACGAUCUUUGCCUCUGAGAUGGACAGAAAGAAACGUUGUUAUCACCACGCGUGAACACAGUAUGUUCAUUUAGCAGAGGCUUUUUAACUACAGUGUCACACAGGGAUUCAGACCGCCAACCUGUUGAUCUGCAGUUAAAUACUGGUGCACCCACACCUCAUGAAGAGUUUGUUGUGGGGGUAUUUUCAGUAAAAGUACCAUGUCAUUGGUCACUUACUAGUUUGAAAUGCUUCUGGCUCCUCCCAGUAGGACUUAUUGCUACACAGGUGAUGCUGGAACUGAAGUCCUCCAGCAGCACUGUGGUGAACUUCAGACAGCUCUGAAGUACCUCACCUUCCCCUGACCUGAAACCAGAAGACUCCAAACUUAUACUUGCCCAUAGAGUAGAUAUGCACCAACAAUUUCCUAUCAUCAGGAGCUACCUUGUGUCUAUUAUGUGUCUUUAUUGCUUUAAUGUGAGAGAUAAUCAUGAUUUGGUCAGGGUGUAUUUUCUUAUUGAUUUGAUAAUUAAAUAAAGUCAUAAAAUAUCAAAUAUA
Hypomesus transpacificus is the source of this 4053-nucleotide messenger RNA. It is a transcript of the gene nlrc3l1, whose product is annotated as NLR family, CARD domain containing 3-like 1. The transcript is spliced from 7 exons. NCBI's taxonomy places the organism in Eukaryota, Metazoa, Chordata, Actinopteri, Osmeriformes, Osmeridae. The record is from RefSeq and is a predicted model, not a curated record. The coding region runs from base 244 to 2601 and encodes 785 amino acids.